ACGUCACGUCGUGGCGUCAUUUGUUGUGUCUUGCUUUACGCUUCCUUAAAAUUUAGCUAAUAUGUUUCCAAUUGAUUUCUCGCGUUUCUGUAGAAUAGCUAUCGGAUAAAACCAGGUGUACGUAUAUGGCUCCAUGUUGUCCUCACAAAAUGAUUAAAACUGAAAAAACUCUCCAUUUGAAGAGUAGUCGGGGCAGAAAGGUUCGUGUUGUUCGCGAACAUUACUUGAGGGAGCAAGUUCCAUGCUACAGCUCUCUCUGUCUUGCCAGCUGUGACAACGAUGGUAAGGUGUUGCCUGGAGAUUUGACCCACUAUGUCGUGCCUGAUGUUGGCGUGGUGUUGGACUACCAGGAGAUCUUGGAAUUUAGAGAGCUGCAGGGCAUCAUCCUCACUCAGACAGCCUGCCAAGCUGUCCAUCACUGCAAAGGACGCAGCAGACACUAUAACCGCCUGCGAAACCUGCUGAAAGACCCCCGGCAUGACUGUGUUCUGUUUGCAAAUGAAUUUCAAGAGUUUUCUUUCUGUCAGCGGGAGAAUGGGGAGAGUCAAGAACAGUGGCAGACCAGGUGUGUGUACUCUGCAGCAGUUUGGUAUUAUAACCACCUAGCUGGUAUGAUGGCUGUUGUGAUGAUCACAGAGAACCAGGACAUAAUUAAUCAAUACAGCAACCUUCAGUCUGGAGUGUAUGUCAUCUCUGUACAGGAAUAUUUACAAAACUUCUGGUUAGAGCUGCGGACAGCUCAUGAAUUGUACAGGUCCAUUCGCCAGGCUCUACAAGAGAAGGAGAGUGAGUGCACAGAAAAAGAGUUUACUGACCACCUACCGGCUGAAGUCCUGGAGGCUGGCAUCAAGUCUGGGCGCUAUAUUCAGGGAACUCUGAGUGUCAACAAACACAGAGCACAGAUGGAAGCUUCUGUCAGAACAGAAGGUCUCACCAAUAAAAAUACAGAACUCAGCAGUGAGGUGUUGGUGUAUGGAAAUAAGAAUCGUAACAGGGCUGUGCAUGGCGACGUGGUUGUGGUGGAGUUGUUGCCAAAGAGCCAAUGGAGAGGGAAGGUUAGUGCCCUGACAGAAGUACAAUUGGAGGAGAAGAAUGGAGAGGACAUGCAAAGUAAACCUAUGCCUACAGGCAGUGUUGUGGGGAUCCUGCAGAGGAAUUGGAGGGACUAUGUGGUAACAUUCCCUCCGAGGGAGAGCCCGCAGUCCCAAAACAGGAAUUCUCAGCGCAUCCUGACUGUGCCUUGGGACCAUCGCAUCCCGAAGAUCCGCAUCAGCACACAACAGGCUGACGCCUUGCAGGACCACAGAGUGGUGGUACGCAUUGACUCAUGGGAAAGCACAUCACUGUAUCCUAAUGGACAUAGUGUGAGGGUUCUGGGCCGGGCUGGCGAGCUUGAGACCGAAGUACAGACCAUCCUCAUAGAAAACUGCAUCCACGUUCCUCCCUUUUCCGAUGCACAGCUAAGAGAAAUGCCUGUGAAUUCUCCUGAGAAGCCCUGGAAGGUGGAUCCGUCUCAGGUGGCUGAGCGGCGGGACCUCAGAGAGAGUCAUCUGGUGUUUAGCAUCGACCCCGCGGGCUGUGAGGAUGUCGAUGACACGCUGUCUGUGCGCAGCCUCGCUGGAGGAAAGCUACUGGAGCUCGGUGUCCACAUAGCUGAUGUUACACACUUUGUUGCUGAAGGCUCCCUAACUGACUUAGAGGCACAUGCAAGGGCUACAACUUACUACCUUGCAGACCGCAGGUAUGACAUGUUACCAGCAAUUCUCAGUGCAGAUCUCUGCUCUCUGUUGGGAGGAGUCGACAGGUAUGCAAUGAGCGUGCUGUGGGAGCUGGACGCGCACACCCUCGCCGUCAACAAAGUGUGGUACGGUCGCACCGUCAUCCGCUCUUCCUACCAGCUCCACUAUGAGCUCGCGCAGGCCCUUCUCAAUGGCGAACAGGACGAGGUCCCGGAGCUGACCCAACUUAUCUCCUCGGAGAAGGACGCCAAAUUAGCUCAGCUCAAGCAGGCUCUGGAGAUGCUCACCCAUGUGGCACGACAUCUUCGGGCGCAGCGAGAUCAAGGCGGUGCGUUGGAACUGGAGGGUGUCGAGGUACGCGCACAGCUAGACAAUGAAAAAAACAUCACAGCUCUGGUCCCACGCCAACCCCUAGAGAUCCAUGAGACAGUGGCCGAGUGCAUGAUCUACGCCAACCACUGGGUGGCGCGCAUGAUCCAGGAGGUCUUUCCUCAUCAGGCUCUACUUCGCCAACACCCGCCACCACGACAGGAGUUCUUCAGCCAACUGGUGGAAAGCGCCAAGUCCAAGGGUUUCACCAUCGAUACCAGGUCCAAUAAGGCUUUAGCUGACUCUCUGGACAAGGCUGUGGAUCCACAGGACUCACUGCUAAACAGGCUGCUCAGAAUGAUGGCCACCCAAGCCAUGUCUCAGGCAAUGUAUUUCUCGACUGGUGCCAUUCCGCAAGACCAGUACUACCAUUAUGGUUUGGCUCUGGAUCGCUACACACAUUUCACAUCACCCAUUCGUCGCUAUGCCGACAUUGUGGUGCACCGCCUUCUGGCAGCAGCCAUUGAGGUGGAGAGUGGGCGGAGUCCUGCUAAAGCGCUAGCAAGUAGCAAGGAACUAGACGAGUUGGCUCAUCAUAUCAACAAGAAAAAUAGGGCAGCCCAACAGGUGCAGAAGGUCUCCACUGAGUUAUUUCAGUGUCUGUAUUUCAAAGAGAGGGACCCUCACAAGGAUCAGUGCUGUGUGGCCAAUGCUGUCAUUUACGCCAUCCGAGACAAUGGCGUGUUGGCGUUUGUGCCACUGUAUGGCAUGAAGGGGCCCGCGUACCUGAAAAACCGAGAAGGUCAGGUGCUCUCCGCGGGACAGGAUGGCCACUGCGAGUGGCAGAGCGGUUCUGUGCGCCGUUAUUCUGACUGCAUCACAACCACGUCGUCCAUUGGAACCACCACCUUCACACUAUUCUGCCACAUCACUGUUCGUAUUUCUGUACAGUCAUCGCGUUGUCACGCUGACAGUGUCAACCUUGAAGUUGUCAGCAACAGGCCGCACCGGAGUGUGACACUCCACCAGACAGAGUCACAUAGCCGGAGCCAGCUGGUUCAGGAAGUGGUGCGCUUAGCCGAAGAGGCGUCCCAGCAGGCUCAGGGGAAGGCGACACGGCUGUCCAAACUAUCCAAAGAGGAGCAAGAGUUUUGCCAAAGCAAAAGCCCAAACCUCUACUUACUCUUGGAGGAGAUUCGAGAGCUUUCACUGAUGGACCCAGCAAUGUGUAACCACAGCCUCAAGAUAGUAAUGGGCUCUAAAUAAAUACACUGUUUUCAGACUUUUUUUUUUUUUUUUUUUAAAGCUACAAAAAAAAAAAAACGUUUUUUCUUUUAAAUAUAUCUCUACUUUUAGGUAUAGUAUGUACAUGUCAGUGACCAAACCUCUUUUGCUCGGUCGGACAUGUCCACUUUUUAACACCCUGUCCAGGAGGGUUCUAUAAAUUGAUGAGAAUAUCCUUCUUUAAUUAGUAGUUUACACGUGCAUUUAUAUGACUCAAGUUUUGCGCGAUAAAUGAGAGGCAUAGUUUUUUUCCCUAUUAUUUAAUGUGGGUUGAGGUGCUCCAUUACCGAGAUGUGUCAAACUGGUGGGAAUGAAACACGAGUCGAAUAA
Molecule: messenger RNA, 3662 nt
Organism: Syngnathus acus (greater pipefish)
Lineage: Eukaryota; Metazoa; Chordata; Actinopteri; Syngnathiformes; Syngnathidae
Gene: dis3l
Product: DIS3 like exosome 3'-5' exoribonuclease
Exons: 18
Coding region: 126-3314 (1062 amino acids)
Biological process (GO): rRNA catabolic process
Cellular component (GO): cytoplasmic exosome (RNase complex)
Molecular function (GO): 3'-5'-RNA exonuclease activity; RNA binding
Source: RefSeq, a predicted model, not a curated record